Xylaria bambusicola is the source of this 1160-nucleotide messenger RNA. RefSeq lists its product as uncharacterized. The coding region runs from base 124 to 564 and encodes 146 amino acids. The transcript is spliced from 3 exons. The record is from RefSeq and is a predicted model, not a curated record. Lineage: Eukaryota; Fungi; Ascomycota; Sordariomycetes; Xylariales; Xylariaceae.
AUAUAAAAGCUACGACCUCGACGACAACACAACGAAAAUGAAUAGCAAGCACAAUUUCAUGUCCAAAGCAUCUUACAAUAUCUUCAAAUCUGAAUAAUAUUUAGUAAUCGCCGAUUUAUCACUAUGGUUUCCGCUUCAGCAACUAUCGAGAUCGCCAGAUCUCCAGCACAUGUCAGACGAGUUUUCCUUGACUUCGCGCGGUUCCACGAAUGGUGCCAAGGCCCCGUCAAGGCCGUCCAGACACUCGCGCCGGGAGGCCGGACAGACGCCGGCGACAAGGUCAAGGUGUCGUUUGGCGGCGGGAUAUCCGCUACGGCUGAGAUCUCCGAAAACUCACCUACCCAGUUCAAGUGGCGAACGAGUCUACCAGGUCUCUUAAAGGCAGAGCACACGUUCCGAUUCGAAGACAGCAAGAUCACGCCGGGAUGGACGACUUUUAUCAACUCAGAGACGUUCACGGGGUUCUUGUCGUUGUUGGGCGGAUCACAUGAUGGCUCGUCACCCGGUUUUGAGAAGUUUAAUCAGAGUCUCAAGCAAAGAGCAGAGAGUAUCGAAGAGUCAUAAGAUGGCUUUGCUCCCAGUUGUUAAGUUUAUCUGUAUCAUGAAACAUUGAUUGGGGUACUCAGGGCGUUUUGGAUUUGUUAGUAUUCGGUUAUACAUGGCAACAGUAGUUGGAGUAUUGUAAGGGAUGAUUUGAGUUAUACUACAGAGAAGAGAAAUGCAUCGGCUGAAGCAGCUGUGACUACUCAUCAUUCUGCGUGUUUCAUGUUUGUUGACGACAUCGGAAGGUACUCUGAUUAUUUUUCAUCGCACCCAAGGCUAUGAAUUCUGACGACGGGUGGUUUAGUAUAGACUUGUCGUGCCAAUUAAGGGGUCCGCUUCAAAGCAGUCAGUCCUCUUCGGCUCAUCUUCUCCCACGCUCGCUUUUUGUACGGCAGUGAAUGUGGCUACUCGUGUUAUGAGAUUGAAGUAGACUGUAAUCUACCAGCGGCCAGCCUGCGUUGCCGUGCUACAAUCGCCUCCCUUGAUGAGUCGCUAAGUCGGGCUGUAAUAUGACCAGGACCGUAACCUAAUAUGUGAACUAGGCAGCUUUGAACUUGGUCAUAUUCAGCCAAUUAUUCCUUGGGAUAUAAGAGCAUUUCAUUCACUGGUCUUUAGGG